Messenger RNA from Ceraceosorus guamensis, 1400 nucleotides. Its product is annotated as PRP38-domain-containing protein. Gene Ontology annotation, cellular component: precatalytic spliceosome. The transcript is spliced from 3 exons. Lineage: Eukaryota; Fungi; Basidiomycota; Exobasidiomycetes; Ceraceosorales; Ceraceosoraceae. The record is from RefSeq and is a predicted model, not a curated record. The coding region runs from base 148 to 1092 and encodes 314 amino acids.
GCUUAGUCCACAGAGAAGCGCACCGAGGCAUCUUCAAGGAUUCGUGAUUAACGGGGCCUGGCUCUUCUUGAUUCCCAGUAAUGGCUCCCCUCCCACGCUCCAUGUGCCACCCUCUCUGUGGCGAUUGCCUGGCGGUCACAUCGCAUCAUGGCGAAUCGAACAGCCAAAGGUGCGCUGCACGUACGAGGUACGAAUCCGCAGCACCUGAUCGAAAAGGUGGUGCGAAGCAGGAUCUACGAUUCCAUCUACUGGAAGGAACACUGUUUUGCUCUCACCGCCGAGUCGUUGAUCCCGCUAGCAGCAGAUCUCAAAUAUGUCGGGGGAACAUAUGGUGGAGCGAUCAAGCCUAGCGAGUACCUCUGCCUCGUCUGCAAAUUGCUUCAACUUCAACCCGAAAAGGAAAUCGUGCUGGAAUACCUCAAGGCGGACGAUCUAAAAUACUUGAGAGCGGUAGCCGCAAUGUAUGUGAGGAUGGUGUUCAGUAGCGUGGAAGUGUACGAGCUGCUAGAGCCCAUGCUCAACGACUACCACAAGCUUCGAUGGAGAGACAUGGACGGCUCUUACCGGUUGACGCAUAUGGAUGUGUUCAUCGACGAGCUGCUAACUCUAGACAGGGUGGCAGAUCUCAUUCUUCCUCGUCUGGCACGUCGGGAUGUACUGGAAGAAACGGAAGGCCUAGCGCCUCGCAGAAGCAAGCUGGAAGACGCGCUGCUCGGCACCAACGCCGAGUACGCCCCAGAUCGCGAGGCUUAUCCGAGCGGAGAUGAGAGCGAUGACUCGGUUCGAGAACGGUUAAAGGAGAGAAGGGCGAAGGAGGCGCGAGCUUCGGAUGUGAGGAAGCAGAGACAGGUGGAGCAGAUGCAGGUGGACGGAGCGCAAGAAGAGGAUAAAGAGGAGCUGUAUGCGUCUCAAGAAGAUGAUAGCGAUGGAGAGAGAUAUGUCAGCAGAAGCCCGAGUGGGAGCGUCAGCCCCGAUCGAGCGCAAGAGCGGGGCGGCGGCGGAUACGCGUCCAGAUCACCCAGCAGGACAUCAUCACCUCAGAGCGAUGCUGGGUACGUCAGUCGAAGCCCAAGCCGGUCACCAGACAGGUGACACUGUACCAUGGCAAUCAGCUUAGAGCGUCAGCAAUGAAUCAGUCACAAUGCGAUCAAAGAUCCCGCAGCUACAGGUAUUGGAGGUGUACAUGGCAAGAGUGUAGGCGAGGACCAGAGCAGCAUCGAGGGGUCCCGUCGAGAGCCCGCCCGAUGCUUAUCAGAACAAAAUACGAAGAGUCGCAGAGAAAGCUCAGCUCGAGACUGGGAAGCAGGCCAGGAGCAAGAAUGCUUUUCAUGCACCAGCUCAGUCGCGUGCGGCAGGGGUUGGAGAGGGUGCGGAGUAGGUGUUGUCCCUCUCGUCCAGCA